AUGCCACGAAAAUCCGACGUACAUUCCGAGAAGGACACUCCAGCGAAUAAUAAUAGCAAUAAUAGUUCCGCUGCUAGCGGGAAAGAGAAGGAGAAGGAUAAUGGUAUUUCUAUUGACGAUCACACACUCCCCAAAUCAAUUGUAACCCGGCUGGCAAAGGGAGUGCUCCCGCAAAACACAAACGUUCAGAAAGAUGCGAUACUGGCGUUAUCUAAGGGUGGAACAGUGUUCGUUAACUACCUCUGUGCAGCUGCAAACGGCCAAGCAAAACAACACGGCCGAAAAACCAUCAAUCCCAAGGACGUCCUCGAAGCAAUGGAGCAGCUAGAAUUCGGCGAGUUCCUACCGAGACUAGAGGCAGAGUUAGCUAGUUAG
This is a messenger RNA of Tuber melanosporum (Perigord truffle), 375 nucleotides long. RefSeq lists its product as uncharacterized. Gene Ontology annotation, molecular function: protein heterodimerization activity; chromatin DNA binding. The transcript has 3 exons. Lineage: Eukaryota; Fungi; Ascomycota; Pezizomycetes; Pezizales; Tuberaceae. The coding region runs from base 1 to 375 and encodes 124 amino acids. The record is from RefSeq and is a predicted model, not a curated record. Gene Ontology annotation, cellular component: epsilon DNA polymerase complex; CHRAC. Gene Ontology annotation, biological process: leading strand elongation; heterochromatin formation; DNA damage response.